This is a messenger RNA of Geosmithia morbida, 624 nucleotides long. RefSeq names its product NAD(P)H dehydrogenase (quinone). The transcript has 3 exons. The coding region runs from base 1 to 624 and encodes 207 amino acids. Gene Ontology annotation, molecular function: FMN binding; NAD(P)H dehydrogenase (quinone) activity. NCBI's taxonomy places the organism in Eukaryota, Fungi, Ascomycota, Sordariomycetes, Hypocreales, Bionectriaceae. The record is from RefSeq and is a predicted model, not a curated record.
AUGGCUCCCAAGACUCCCAAGAUCGCUGUUGUCUACUACUCGAUGUACGGCCACAUUAAGACCCUGGCCGAGGCUGAGAAGAAGGGUGCCGAGAAGACCGGCGCUACCGUCGACAUCUACCAGCUCCCGGAGACCCUCCCCGACGAGGUCCUCAGCAUCAUGCACGCUCCCGCCAAGGACCCCAGCGUUCCCGUCCUCGAGGAUCCUGCUACCCUCGAAGACUACGACGCUUUCCUCCUAGGUAUCCCCACUCGUUACGGAAACUUCCCCGCCCAGUGGAAGACCUUCUGGGAUAAGACUGGCAAGCAGUGGGCCUCUGGUAGCUUCGCCGGCAAGUUCGCCGGUAUCUUCGUCUCCACCGGUACCCAGGGCGGUGGCCAGGAGGCGACUGCCCUAAACGCCAUGUCUACCCUCGCCCACCACGGCAUCAUCUUCGUCCCCUUCGGCUACAGCCACGCCUUUGCCCUGAUGUCCGACAUCUCCGAGCUCCGUGGCGGAAGCGCCUGGGGUGCUGGCACCCUGGCCGGCCCCGACGGCUCCCGUCAGCCCAGCGCCCGCGAGCUCGAGAUCGCCGGCAUACAAGGCGAGUCCUUCGCUAAGAUCAUCGUCAAGCACUUUGAAUGA